Messenger RNA from Leguminivora glycinivorella, 4357 nucleotides. RefSeq names its product glycerol-3-phosphate phosphatase. Gene Ontology annotation, molecular function: phosphatase activity. Gene Ontology annotation, cellular component: cytoplasm. The transcript is spliced from 6 exons. The record is from RefSeq and is a predicted model, not a curated record. Bases 76 to 1104 code for a protein of 342 amino acids. NCBI's taxonomy places the organism in Eukaryota, Metazoa, Arthropoda, Insecta, Lepidoptera, Tortricidae.
CUUGAAUUCUCGUUUCUCGUGGUGCUGCUGGUUUGAGUGGUUCGGUUGAAGUGGUUACGCUAUGUUAAUUUAGUAAUGGUGAAGUUUUUACAAUUUUUAAAAACAAAUGCUUAUUUUAUAAACAACCAUAGAUCCUCCCUUGCUCCUACCCUUUCCUUAGUUCAGUCCAAAAGUUUCAGCACCUCCAGAAAUAUGUUCAGAUCAGCCGUUUUUAAUCUUCACGAAGGAAGUAAAGACCAAGUGCAGGAAUUUUUAAAUUCCUUUGAUACAGUUCUAACUGACUGCGAUGGUGUUCUAUGGAUAGAUAAUAACGCAAUACCGGGGUCAGCUGAUGCAAUGAAUUAUUUCCGAAAAAUUGGAAAAAGAAUAUUUUAUGUAACUAAUAACUCUACAAAGAUCCGCAGUGAUUUUGCAGCAAAGGCACAGCAGUUGGGUUUUAUUGCUAGUCAGGAUGAAAUACUCUCCACAGCCUACUUAGCAGCACACUACCUCAAAGGUAUAGGAUUUACUAAGAAAGUAUACAUACUAGGCUCUAAUGGUAUAGGAGAAGAGUUGAAGGCAGUUGGAAUAAGGCAUACAGGAAUUGGACCUGAUCACGUAAAACCAGACUUCAAAUCCAUGAAGCCAUCAGACUUAGACCCCGAAGUGGGAGCCGUGGUGGUCGGCUUCGAUGAACACGUGAGCUACCCCAAGUUCAUGAAAGCUGCCUCUUAUCUUGCGUCCGAGGACUGCCUGUUCAUUGCGACUAACACUGAUGAGAGGUUUCCCAAAGGCGGCUCCAUCGUAGUCCCAGGAACGGGCACCAUCGUACGCGCGGUGGAGACGUGCUCGGAGCGGAAGGCGCUCGUGCUCGGCAAGCCGCACGCCUACGUCAGGAAGUUCCUCGAGUCUUGCGGGCUGGAUCCGGCACGGACGCUCAUGAUUGGCGACAGGUGCAACACAGACAUCGAGUUGGGAGUCCGCUGCGGCUUCCAGACCCUCCUAGUGCUGUCGGGAGUCACGUCCCAAAAAGACCUCGAGAAGAUCCGCAACGAAAAGAAACCGCCUCUACCAGAUGUGGUUCUACCAAAGCUAGGCGACUUGAUGUCUCUUCUGCCAUCAUAACAUGAUCAACAAUAUAACAGAUUUUUGAAACAAAAGAACAAUGGAAAAGCAUAGGCGCGACGUGAACAGGUGACUCUGUGACGCCAGUUCGUCGCCUUAACUUACAAAUCGCUUCGCAAGAGCUGGCAUGAAUUUAAUGAAUGAGUGAAUUAAAAAAAGUCUAUGUGUGAAUUGCAUUAACCAAUAAAAUGGUGGCUAUAAAUGUAAAUCGACAAAGAUAUCAUUCAUACAAUGGAAGUUCCAUGAAUUAACCUGUACAGUCGGCGGAAAAUAUUUCAAUUAUAUCUUUAACUGUCGUAUGACAAAUGUUAGGUAUUUGUACGCAUUAAGGAGUCGUUUGAAGAUAAUUUUCUAUUGUUCUUAUGUUUCAAAAAUAGUAAGGUAGCAGACGGCUAUGUUUAGCGCAAUAUUAGUCCAUAAGGUGAUAAUAAUUAGUAUGAGAUGGUGGGCUUAUUAAUUCUGAUGUGCGUUAAGUAAUAUUGAAGCUCGGCUAACCUAAUUUACAUCUACAAUGUGGAAAGCAAAAACUUCUGUAUUAACGGCCCGGCCACGACAUUGGUCUAAGCGCGACAGCGGUGUGCGGCGGCCAUACAUUGGAGCGAGACACAGCGAUGGGACUUUUCAUUCGCACGUAUGACUGCCGCUCACCGCUGUGCGCUUAGACUAAUGGCGUGGCCGGGCCGUAAUAAACACAGAGGAAUUAUUUUCACCUAAUGGACUUAAAUAGUGUAAUUUAAAUUGGCCUUAUAGUAGUUGCGCCUAUUAUUAGGAAUAAACUUUUUCAUGAUGAUGAAGCACAAGUUGUUUCAUCCACGGCGACAUGUCUAGAAGAGGCCAGUGUUAACUUAGACGAAUAUUAAUGCAAAGUAUAGGUAAUUUUCAAUAUGUUGUGAUAACUUGAUAAGUGUUAUUAAUAUACUAUUAAUAUUGUUUUUAUUCUGUAUAUUCAGUUACUUCUUUGUAAAAUGUUUGCAUAAAUAUUGAGAACAUUGAGAAUAAUAAAUAAAACCCAUAUAGCACGGCAUCACUAACGAAAUAUUUUGCAUUUAUUAAAAUGUUGUUAAAUGUCAUCGAGAUUAUAGUAGACCAAUUAUAUUUAACUGUCCAUUAGCCGCCUUUACACAGUCACUCUAUCGCGCGUUCCCUGAGCGUACAGGAUAGCGCGCGGUUAAGCCUGUGCGUGUUGUUAGUUUUUAGGGUUCACGUUCUUUCGCGCGUCGAAGUUUUUGACAACGGAAAGAGCGUGCUUGUAAAGGCUAAUCGUGCGCGAUAGACCGCGUUAUUAUUGUUAUUAAUAGUAUCGAUUUUUAAAGAGCAAGUAAUUCAACCACUAAUUUAUUAGUCCACGAGCGCAUGUCCGCCAUCUUGCGCGCGCGAAUGAACGUAAGUGUAAAGACACCUCAAUCACGCUAUUGCGCGCCCGCUCCAACGCACGCAAUCGCGCGGUCUUUCCCUUCCCCUCUCGUCGGCUUUACACGCGCAUUCUUUCACACGCGAUUGCUGUAUCACGCGCGAUAGAGCGUGUGUGUAAAGGCGGCUAUUAAUGAGGUUUCCUUAUUUCUUAAUAUUCUAUGCAAACAAUUUUACAAAGAAUAUUUUAUUGCUUGCCAUAGACAAUAAUUAUUGUACUCUAAUUAGCAGAAUCGAAAUUAGCAUAUAUGUAUUUUGUUCAAGGGUUCGAGUGGUUUCAAUGUCGUUUAAUGCUGCAACGAAUAAAGCCCCUGGUUUUUUAUUUGUAACUGAAUCGGAAUUAAAGGGCUUUAGUUUAUAUUAUUCUAUCAAUAUAAUUUUAUUGUCUAUCACAAUUAAAGUUUCACAUAUUUCACCAUCUUUUUCGAGGAGUUGAAACAACUCUACCUGAGUACUUAUAAACACGAAAUACACAAUGCAAUUUUGUCCCAUAGGGACUAACAAAACUUAGGUAUUGAACUACUGUGGUGGUAUUUUAUACAGAAGUCUUCGCUGUAUCAUUGAAAUGCAGUAUGUAUUAGUUUGUAUGGUGAUGAGCUGUGUUCAAAAUAUUAAUGUAGUAAUAGUAAGGAUUCCCACUCCUCACCCCUUUUUCAUAAGACCGGUUUACAGUAUUACUGAUCCAUUACCCAAAUAAGAACUAAGCUGUUGAAAUUGCUAAAAUAUUCAUUUGUGAAUGGCAGUUGUCAUUCGCGGUGUGAUUUCCAAGUCGCUUCGAUGUGCUAGCGCUGGAUGUCGCUAUAAUAAUUGUAAUUGGUUCACCCAAACAUCGGAGCCUUGCGCGGUUCGCAUUGUGUGAUAUCCGCCAAUGAGUAAACUUUUCUCACUUUAACCAAUAGAUGGCGUUAGUGCUAAGUGGAGGGUAGAGGCAAGAGGCCGUUGCGUUAGCGCCAUCUAGUUACCUACUACGUUGCCACUUUCACGACAUAUUUAGUUGGCAUGUCACGUCUCUAUAAGUUCUAUUUGUAGUAGGUAUCCAUGUCCUAUAGUCUUACUUAUUUCCAGUGAUAGUAUUGAGAUCUUGUUGCUAUUCAUAUUUAUAUAGUUGUUUUACUGUCUGACAUUUUAUUUUUGCAGUUAUUUUAAUUUAGAAUUUUAUUUUAUUGUAAUGUUCAUUUAUACCCCUCAGGUAUUUAUUUAAAUAGUAAUACACAUUUGCUAUGUACUUAUUUUGUUUAUUUAAUGUACCUAUAUUGCCCGAAAUUUUAAUUUUUAAUGCCAUAACAACUAAAGCUUUAAGACGAAUGACAAACAAUACAUGUUGUAUUAAAAUGUGUGAGCCAUCAUGAAACCUUUUACGUAAUAUGUCAUUGAUUCUUGCCACGUUACACGGAAUUUUAAUUCCUAUACGUAAGAUGCUUCAACGAUAAUAUGCUUUAUCACAUGUACAUAGUUUCUACUCUAUUCCAUUUCCAACGAACGUUCGUUCGUAUGUUCGCGAACAUAAGACCGUACAGCUUUACGAAGUUGUAUAACUAAUUGAUAAAUCUAAUUAUUAUUGAACCUUAUUACAAAGGAACAUGGUGUACAAAUAAUGUAUUUAAAUCUGCAUCUGUGAGUUUCGGGUAUUUGAACACACGCAUUCAAAUAUUAGUAAAGAUGACAAGGUUUCAUGAUGACCUACAGUAUUGUCAAUAUAUCUAUUCGUCGAUAAACUGUUGAAAUUAGCAAUAAACAUGGCUGUUAUAGGUAUAUGGAAACGCACAUAACAUUGUUACGUAUUAUGUACUGUGUUACUAAUUGUAAUAGUGAAAUUGCUUUUAAUAAAUUGGCAGUGUUUGUA